Frieseomelitta varia is the source of this 1291-nucleotide messenger RNA. RefSeq names its product tRNA methyltransferase 10 homolog A. The record is from RefSeq and is a predicted model, not a curated record. Gene Ontology annotation, cellular component: nucleoplasm; nucleus. Bases 302 to 1261 code for a protein of 319 amino acids. The transcript is spliced from 5 exons. Gene Ontology annotation, biological process: tRNA N1-guanine methylation. Gene Ontology annotation, molecular function: tRNA binding. Lineage: Eukaryota; Metazoa; Arthropoda; Insecta; Hymenoptera; Apidae.
AUAAUAAACGAUCUAAAAGUUAAUGCAAUAGUUAUAAUCGAUUAAACAAUAAACAAUAAUUCUAUUUUUUGAUAGAAAAAUAAUUAAAUGUAAACAAACGUACACAAUCAAUGACGUUUUUGUUAUAAAAAAAAGUUACAAAGUACGUAACGCUACUUUACGUUUAUUAUAAUUUCAUGUGUUUAAGCAUAGUUAACACUUGAAUGAAACAAGAUUUCUCUUAGGUAAUUCUACGUUACAGUUCAGUAGAUCCUUUCACAAAACGGAACACGAAUUUCAUUUCCACAUUUUUUGUGAAAAUAUGGAGAAUGAAAUAGAUACAAAUAAUAUUGAAAAAAUUGGAAAUGUACAAUAUGCAAAAGUUUGUGAUCAGAAGACUUGUUUUAAUAAAAAAUUAUCGGAAUUGCAUCCAAAUUUAAGUAAACAUCAGCUGAAGAAAGUAAAAAAAAAGGAAAAGUGGUUAACACGAAAGGUUGAGCGAAGAUUACGUGAACGAGAAAAAAUAAGACAAAAACGAGCGUUUGCUCGUGCAAAUAAUAUAGAUCUUGGACCAUCCAGGAAAGCUUUAAAGAAAAGCACAAUGGCAGAUAGCAAUUGUAAAAUUGGAAUAACUAUUGAUUUGUCUUUUGAUGAUUUAAUGAUUGAUAAGGAUAUUGCAAAAUUAACUAAACAGAUACUGAGGUGUUAUACUUUGAAUAGACGAGCUAUUGCACCAAUGCAAUUUUCUCUUACUAGUUUUAAUGGAAAAUCAAAAACCGAUAUGCAAAAGCACAAUGGAUAUGAACACUGGGAUGUAAAAUUUCAUGCAGAACCUUAUUUGGAUAUUUAUCCAAAGGAAAAAAUUAUAUAUCUUACUAGCGAAUCAGAAAAUGUAAUUACUCAGUUAGAACAUGAUUAUGUGUACGUUAUAGGUGGUCUUGUUGAUCAUAACAGUCAUAAAGGCCUUUGUCAUAAAUUAGCUUUGCAAGCUGGUGUGAGACAUGGCAGAUUACCUCUAGAUAAAUUUUUAAAUAUGAAGGCAAGGAAAGUUUUGACUGUUGAUCAUGUAUUUGAAAUUUUGCUUAGAGUUAGUGAAGGAAAAACGUGGCAAGAAGUCUUUCUGCAAGUUUUACCAGAAAGGAAGAAUGCACAAUUAAUUGUACCAUUAGAAGACAAUAAACAUACAUUUGAUAUUUACAAUGAUAAGAGAGAUAUUUUUCAUGUAAAUAGCAAGGUAGAAUCAAUUAAUGAAUUUAAAAGUAUAAAUAAUGUAUGUACAUAACAAAAAUAUGUUGUAGAUAAGAAAAUGUAA